AUGUCUUUCCAAUCCCUCGUGGGUGGAGCCGACUGUGGACCCUCAAACGGUCUUCAGUCGCUCAUGAAGCAUUCUCAAACCGAUCGCUCCCUCCAACAAGGAGAUCGAACCAAUGCACCCUCUUCUCUUCCCGGCGCCUCCUUCCGACAGGGUCGUCAAGCCCCUGGUCCAACAGGUCCAUCAGACGCACAAGCCUUCUUCGGCAACGCGCCUCCUCCUCAGCUCAAUGGCGACUUUGGUCCUAUGGAUGGAGCUUUUCAGUUCGACAAGAUGAGAACGGAGAUGGAGCGCAUGCAGAGGAGCGGAAAUGUCCCCUCGGGAUGGGCUCAAGAGAUGAGCAGGAUCCCUCAACAAGCUCCACAUGCCGAUCUGGGUGAGUCGGUUCGCAUUUUCGUUCUCAGCUUGAAAGCGCGUCCUCAUUAGCUUCCCUGCCUGCGUCCCCCCUUCCAGCCGGAGCUUGGAGGCAGCAGUUCUCCACGCAGCCUUCGGACGCCGCUGCCGCUGCUCGCUCGUCCAACGGCACUCCCACGCCAUCAGGCGCAUCCACCACAGCUCGACCUGGCACUUACGGAGGAGGUAUGAUGGGCGGUUUUGGCGGCAUGGGCAUGAUGUCUGGCGGCAUGAUGGGUCAAGGUUCCAUCAUGCGCAACAGCGCUCAGCGGUCCGAGACGAGUGCUCAGAAUUCGCGCUUCACCGAAUUGUCAGACAAGCAAUGGGAGGAAGAGUUUGCAAGACUGGAUGCUGCUGAAGCUGAAGCUGCUACGGACAAGGGCAAAGGCAAAGGCAAAGCUUCCGAAGAGUUGGACACGGAAGAGGAGCAGGAUAGAAAAGUCCGGGAAGCGCUCGACAGGCUCGAGACUGAUGUCAGGGACGAAGGCUUGAAUGCGGAUAGACGUUUCGAAGAGCUUUGGAACGCGAUGCAUGCCAACGGAGCCAUCCCACCUUCCGGUGCUGAUGCUGAGCUCAAGCGAUUUGAAGAGCUUAUGCAGAGACAGCGAGAGAAGGACGCGGAGGACGAUGAGCAAGUGCCUGACCUCGACGAAUGGGCAUACACACAUCCCUCUGGCGGACUGGGUGGAGGUGUAGAAGGUCUUCAUGAACGUGGAAGAUUCGACGGAACCGAGGAUCACCUCAUGGAUGGGUAUGGAACCACUGGCAUCGAUGGAUUCCCUCGACUUGGAGCUUAUCGAUUCGCUCAGGAGAAUCCCUUCUCCACACACGAAAACCCCAUGGCAGAGGGCCUGAGACUCUUGGCUAACGGAGGAAGCCUUGCGGAUGCAGCUCUGCUAUUCGAGGCAGCAACUCAGAGAGACGUGGAAGGAGGCAGCGGAGGUGAACUUCAAGAGGUCAAUCGCGCCCUGAGAGAAAAGAGUGAAGCGUGGAGAAGACUUGGUGAAGCCAUGGCGAUGAAUGAGAGAGAGACGCAAGCCAUCAGGGCAUUUGAAGAGGCAGUCAAGCUUGACGAGAACAAUCUAGAGGCGUACAUGGUGAGUAAGAGGGCUCGACCUUUGAACUGUAGAUUGUGCUGAUAAUCGCUCAUCACCGCUCUGUGGCAGGCCCUCGCCAUCUCGUACACCAACGAAGGCUAUGACGCGGCAGCGCACACCACGCUCGAGCGAUACAUGGCGAAAGCCUACCCUCACAUCACAGCUAGCGCGCCACCGGAAAUAGCAGGUUCCAAGGACCCAAUCGAGGGGACGGAAGGCAAUCCAUGGGCGUCGCUUAACAAGGUGACGGAGAUGUUCCUAUCCGCAGCGAGAGAAGGAGCCUCCAAAGGAGUGAUUGACCCGGAGAUUCAAGUGGGCUUGGGAGUCCUGUUCUAUAGCAACAGCUCUUAUGAAGAAGCCAAAGACUGCUUCCAGACUGCUUUGCAAGCUCGGCCCAACGACUUUCUGCUCUGGAACAGGCUUGGAGCUACUUUGGCCAACGGUGGUAAACCUGAAGAGGCCAUCGAAGCAUAUCACAAGGCCCUUGAGCUCCGUCCCACCUUCACCAGAGCCAUCUAUAACCUUUCCGUCUCAUGUGAGUGAUCCUUUGCACAACCCAUGCUCUGGCUGUGUGGCGUAAUGCUGACGAAGAUUACACUUGCUUCGAUGGUCGCCGCGAUAGGCUUGAAUUUGGGAGCGCAUCACGAAGCUGCAGAGCACCUCUUGGCUGCCCUCUCGCUGCAGCAGUCCCAUGCAGCUCUGAAUCUUCCUGAAGGAUCUCAUGUGGACGCACCCAGACCUCCGCCGCUCGCGGAGGCUCAAGAGUCUCACAACCUCUGGUCCACCCUGCGCAGAAUUUGUGAGUGCUUUUGUGGUAGCGAGCGAGCGUACUUUGGUGGGCAUCGUCAAGACUGAUACGCUCCACGCUCUCCUCCUGCAGUCAUCGUCAUGGAGCGCAUGGACCUUGCCCAGCAUGCGCACGUCGGCGCUGAUCUUGCCCAAUUCCACAAGGCUGGAUUUGAGUUCUGA
Molecule: messenger RNA, 2456 nt
Organism: Ceraceosorus bombacis
Lineage: Eukaryota; Fungi; Basidiomycota; Exobasidiomycetes; Ceraceosorales; Ceraceosoraceae
Source: the annotation of a GenBank genome assembly